ACACAACAACGUUAUCCUCCAAGAGAUUUUUGAUGGGGUGCACGUGAUGUCAUGUUACGUUACAGCGAUUUUUGAUUGGAAAAGUUGGUUUUUCUAUAAUAGUGAGAUUUCUAUUCUUUUUACUUCUACUGCUGCUAUCUAUAUAUAUUACUCAGUCAUUAUAUCAGUUAACUACAUCCAAGACCUUUGCGACGGAUUAAUUAUUUCGCUUCCGUCUCCGCCUUGUUAACCUGACCACCAAUCGUUAGAACAACAUCGCUCAGGGCCUUCCAUCGAGGCAACAUCCAAUCUAUUAACAUUAACGGAUAACCACUCAUCAAGCUUGGUCGACACGUUUGUCGCGUGAAGGAACAUCAAUGGAAUGCCUAAAUUAUCCUUCAGCCUGGGCGAUCACAUCUCACGGGGAUGUGUACUUACGCUAACAGCUGUUUCCUCGCCAAGGGCUCUUCUUAUUAUAUGAGGAAAUAUUUUGCUUCAUUUUCCCCCUGUCGUCUUCUUCUCGCCUGAUCCUUGGACCUCUGUGAAAUGGGGGUUUUUACUAUUUGGCAUUUCUACUAUUGCAAGCUGUACCAGCCGGUAUUUCAUGAUAGUCUGAGGCUAGAUCAAAAUGAUCUACCCUAUUAUUUCUUAUAUCUAUGGCUGCCUGCCUCGACACCGAGUUUCCUGACUGUAUAAAUAGUCGCAAUUACGCAAGAGUUCUUCUUGUUCAUGUUGCCUUGGAGCUUCUGUGCAGUUAUGACAGCUGUAGAGUUGAAGCCAGCUGAAAUGUUGUGCUACGGCUUCUUGCGAUGUCUCCUUGGGCGUCAUUUUCAUGGGUAAGCAGAACUACUCUGUAUGUCUAUCAGCCUUGGAUCUGCUUAUAUCAGGUGUGAAUUGGAAUAAACGCAUAUAUUUACCUUCAGAAGCGUACUGGACAUCUUCUCCAUUCCCUACCCUCAAGGAAAGUCGCAAAAAGGACCGUCUAAAUAUACAUUGUUACUCUGCAUAUAUACCCACUGCUAAACAGGAUGCUUAAAAAUACACUUCGACAUAGUAACAAGGAAUGAUACAUAGCUGCGUUGGCCAGGGAGCCGUAGCUGUUUGGCGCACAAAAACAAGCAGUCAAAAAAGGAGGUCACGGGCCACGUGGAGCGGUCUCUGCCUGUGUCCUGCUCCCCGACCUCAACCCGACCUCAAGACUCCUCACUCCCUAUCUCACUUCUUUGCUUUGAUACUUCCAUCUCAGCGCUGCCAUUUCUGCUUCGACAAUCGUCCUAUCUCCGUUUUUGCUGAGACCCGGCCCUGGGCUUCUCACUCUCGUUUAGCAGAUUGCUUUCUUUCCAAGAAAUAACUCCUGUCAUUUCCUGAGUUUCGGGGGUAGUCUCUCGCUUUUCGCAAUCCUUGCCCUGUACUUCUUCACCACACUCUUUUUUACCCAUACACGUCCUUCAUUAUGCGUGUCCAAGCCGUCAUUGGAGCGGGAUUUGCUGCUCUAGCUGCUGGGGCUCGUUUGCCUCGAAGCCGGAGUGAUUCAAAUUUCCAAAUUGUAACUGUCACGACAACUGUUCUCCCCAGGGAUUGCGCCUCUGCCGCGACGAGUACGAAUGACCGGGCUGUGACUAUUACAACCACUGUUCCCCCCAAGGCCUGCGCGUCUCCCGAGACCGAGCCUGUGACCAUCACGCUCACGGAAACGGUGUAUAUCACACUUACUCUCUAUGUUUCGCCUGUCACUUCCACUGUUAGCUCAAAGGGUGAAUCCAGAGCUACUGAAGAAACAUUUGUGACAUACACGACAGCCGCUUCAAGAUUUGAAACAAACCCUGCAGUCACCAAUGAUUCCUCAUCGCAACAUUCAACUCUCACAAUGACAGUCCACCCGCUACCCGUUUCGGAGCCUACGACAACGAUUACUUCAGUUUCGACUGAGGUGAUUACUAUUACCUUCAGUGACACCCUGUCGUCAAGUGGUUUGCCAGAUAAAUCGGUGCCACAGCUGCCUACCACUGAAGCUGACAAUAGCGCUGAAGCAUCCGAUAUAUCGGCGACUCCAUCCACUCCAAUAGCCAUUCCGCCUAUGCCACCUAUCCCAUCAACUAUAUCCACCGUAGGCAGUGCACCUGGCACAGCAGAGCUACCAACCCUAACUCUGCCUAUUACUACGGUCAUUCCGACCACCCUAUCCGCUGUCACUUCUAAACCAUACGGUCCUAGUGGUUGGAAUUCCACAAAUCCAGUAAACGCUACAGCACAAGCCACAGGCAUGCAGUGCAUGUCUGGGGGUCCAAACCCUAGUUGUUCCAAGCCAGUUAUUGUAUCUAUCGCCAAACGACAGGUCGGCGUGAUGGUUACAGCAACUAUUAACGGUCAGAUUGUCUCAUGGGUCAACAAUUGGGAUGGUGGUGCUCUAUCUUCCCCGUCAUCUUCAACCCAGACCGCUAUUAUUGAAAUCACUCGCACGAUAAGUGAACCUUCACCGACUCCAACUAAAUGUGGAGAAUCGGGUGAAUUUACAAUGGAUUUUGAUAACUUGCCUCGAUUUUCACCAAGUAACAACGAUGCUGCCGCGUUUCCACCAAUCUUCAACCCCUAUAACCAUUUAUUCUUCUCUGAUGGAUGGUCUUACGGUCCUCCGCCAACUGAGCCAUACCCUCCCACUUCCAACCCACAUAUCGGAAUCUACAUACCCGAGAAGAGUGAGGAUAAUCGUGGCUCUCCGUAUGCGGGAUUGCUACAUGGAGGCGAAUUCGGUGCAGGGCCUCGUAGUAGCCUGGACACUUUCUGGUUUGAUGCUUACUCCGCCAAUUUUGGGUGCGAUAACGGCUCUGCCAAUACAACUUGUGCAGUGACGGUGUCCGCGGUCAGAUACUCAGCGCAAACAAAGAUAGAGGAGUCGGCUGGGACUCGCAGAUUCGCCAUCCCACCAUGCCCAGGGUACAGAAACUGUAGGCUUUCUUCAUUAGACUUUGGAGACAGUUUCCUGGGAAUUAGCGGACUCAAAUUUUCUGCGUCCGUGCAGGAUAAGCCGGCCAUUUUUUUUGUCGACGAUAUCAAAAUGAAUUGGUAUAACAACACCUGUGCUGCGGGCUUAGAGCGGCUGCGCUCUCGUUGAAAGGGGUUUCCAUGCUGUCGUGACAUGGAGAAAGAACCGGAAUUGAAGCCAAUGUAUCCAUACGGAAUUAUUGUGUUCUAUGAAGCUUGCUUCGAUGUAUUAUAGUACUUAUUUACUGUUUGCUUUUCAAGGCAGGCGGCGAGGCUUUGGUUCGCUCUCCAAAUACUCCGGACGUAAUUCGAUGGUGAAUCGGAACACAGACAUACGUAUGUCAUGACUGGAUUUUCCUAUAAGGCGAUUUGAUGGCUGUGUAUUAUUUAAUGAUGUUGAGAGAUAAUGAAAUAUGUAUUCGCCAGCAGGUUAACUAUAUCUGACUUAUCCAGGUAGGCAACAAACCUUUAAAACACCUAGAUCUUUCAGGGUAUCUGCCAAAUGUAUGAAAUAUGAAACAGACUUACCAUAAUUCUAGUGAGUACAUACAACUUUCACAGGGUAGUAGUUAUACAUUAUCUCAGCAGGCUCAGACUCUCUGUUCUGCUCGGUUGCAGCAUAUUGCGGCAUAAGGAAUUCAGUCACUUAGAAAGCUCUGAGCUUCUGAGUAUACUUGAAUCAAG
This is a messenger RNA of Blastomyces gilchristii SLH14081, 3645 nucleotides long. RefSeq lists its product as uncharacterized. NCBI's taxonomy places the organism in Eukaryota, Fungi, Ascomycota, Eurotiomycetes, Onygenales, Ajellomycetaceae. Bases 1433 to 3091 code for a protein of 552 amino acids. The record is from RefSeq and is a predicted model, not a curated record. The transcript has 3 exons.